GUCUGUAAAGUUAAAAGGUUCGUUUUGUGCUUUCAUAUGCAAAAUUAGGAAUUGACAAUUCCAUUCCAUAUUAGUCGUUAAAUAAGACAAAAAUGUUAAAGUUAACCAUUAAUUAACUAAAGUGCCGCAUGGUAAAAGUAAAUAAAUACGAACGGAUAUCAUUCCCUCAACUAUAAAAUUUUAAAACAAAAUUAACAGAAAAAAAAUUAAGGUCUUUUUUCUCUAAAUUUAUGUGUAUAUAGAAGAGUGCAAAUAAAUUUUGUAAAUAUUUUAAUUAAAUUUAAAAGGCACAGUGGAAAAGUGAAGAAAAAUUAAGUUAAAGUUAAAAUCGUGUACAUAUAUAAAUAAAAUCAAUCAAUAAAUUAUGUUAAAAAUGUUAAAAUUUUCUAUAUUUUUAAUGAUUCUCUAUGCACACUACGCACAAUGCUUAUGGGAUUAUGCUAUAACCGCCAAAACAAAAAUAGUAUUUUAUGAUGAACAUUGGCGAGAGAUCACCACGUCCGCUCAUCAAUUCGAUCAGCUUUCGGCAAUUGCUUUUGAUGAAACCGAAGAAAUUGUUUAUUUUGCCGAUCGCUUGCACAACAACGGCAGCAUAUUCUCGCUAAAAAUACCCACGGGACAAGAUGAUCCACAUGUUAUAGAGAAAAUUGUGCAACGUACACAAAAAGAAGUUAUAACUGGCAUAGCUUAUGACCCUCUUAAUCGUAAUGUUUAUUGGGUUGAUAAAUUAAACAGAAAAAUUUACUUUAUUUCCAUCGAUGCUCAUGAAAAUGAUCUUCCGAAACCGCUAAUGGAUUUCACAAAUGAAGAUACUAUGCCCGAUGGCAUAGCCAUUGAUAUUUGUCGCCGUAAAAUUUAUUGGACAAAUUCAAAUUUUAAAAAUGCUUCUAUAGAACGUAUGGAAUUGAGUGGGGAGAAUCGUGAAGUUGUCAUAAAUAAAGAUCUUUAUUUACCUCAUGGCAUAGUGGUAGAUCAAUUGUCCGAUCGUAUUUACUGGGUGGUUGAUCAGCAGGGCAUCCAUUUCUCCGUAGAAAGUUCGCGUUUAGAUGGUAGCGAUCGUGAAAUAAUUGUUAAGGGCCUGGAUAGUACUCCCUCUAAUUUGGCUGUGACAAAAGAUUUAAUAUUUUGGACUGAUCGCAGACACAAUGCUGUUUGGACACACACUAAGAUGCCCAGCAAAAAGCUCAAUGAAACUGAUGAACAAAACGAAGAAACCUCAAAACCACAUAUUGUUCUUAAAUUAUCAGAAACGCCCAGUGGCAUUGUAUCACGUUCCCGCUACAUGACAACGCUGCAAAAUGAUAAACACUGUUCGGUAGUGGUAAAUAAAAUCAAACAUCAUCUCUUAAAUUCACCACAAACAAAAGUCACUAGAAAUGCAACUGAAAAAUCGGAAUCCAAGCGGGACUAUUGUCUAAACGGUGGUGAAUAUAUAUCACAAAGUGGCAUUUGUAUUUGUAAAAUUGGUUUCAAAGGUGCACGCUGUGAAACGAAUGAGUGCCACAAUUAUUGUGUGCAUGGUACCUGUACCAUUUCAUCGUCUUCGUUUCCCAAAUGUGCUUGUCAACGUGGUUUCUAUGGUGACCGCUGUCAAGCGUAUCGCUGUUCGGGAUUCUGUUUCAAUGAAGGUGUAUGCAAAAUUGAAAAUGAUGGUGAACCAUCCUGCGAAUGUCCAGAUAAUUUUGGCGGUCAACGUUGUGAACAAAAUUCAACAGAGAUAUGUGCACUCUUUUGCAGGAUUUUAAAACACGAACCGGACGCAUAUGCACCAUUUGGAUGUCAUGAUAUUUGUGAAGAAUUGGCUUCAGAAAGCGAGGAUGCUGCUAAAAUAUAUGCUAUACCCACUUAUAAACAUUUGGAAGUCUGCCGAAAUCAAGUUACCUGGACAAACACUCUAAUCAUAUCACUAGCAGUUGGCAUCGUAUUAUGUCUGUCUCUAGUUCUAUUAAUUGUGCAUGGAGUGAGACGUUUCUAUAAACCAGCCAGACCAAGAAUUAAGAAAACCUUUGUGGUGCGUAGACAACCAGCCUGCUCCUCUGAUACACCUUUAACCAACCGACCCAUGGCCACCGAACAAUGUGAAAUUACAAUCGAGAACUGUUGUAAUAUGAACUAUUGUGAUACGCCUUGUUUUGAUCCGAAAUUGGUGCAACAAACAUUAUCGCGUGAUACGACUACCAAAGAUGACAAAAAAGUUUUAAUACACAAUAUGGAAGAUGAUUUAUAUUGAACUGAUGAUGAUGAGGCUGAUAGAAAAACAAAAUAAACAACUAUACACACGUUUUGGAUAAUAAAUACUAGCGUCCAUAAACAUCCAAGCGCAUACAUACACUUAAAAAAAGAGGCCUUAAUCUAUUCAAAUCACAGCCAUAGGUUUUUAAUUAAUGGCAGGUUAUUAAGUACUUAAACUACUUAUUUAUUCGCUCAAAUACUUUAGCAAAAAGGCCCUAUCCUUUCUUUAACAAAAGAUUCAAAUUAUUUUUAUCAUUUUAAAAUCAAAAAUCUAGAAUAGGGCUGGAUGAAAAUUUAACUUCUAUUACCAAAAUAUUAUUGUUUAUUGAAAGUAUUUAUUUCUGCAAGAGACGAAAUUUUUAAAGUCUUACAAUUACAAAAUUGUAAAAAUUUUACCGUCAAGAUACGAUUUUUUUACGAAUCGUUUAUGCAUUAAAUUUAUGUAUAUGUUGAAAACCUAAUUUGUAAAAAAAUUUGUUUGGUAUAUUUUCCUAUUUUUUAAGAUAAACUAAAAAAAAUAAUGGUUUCUACUUGGCAGAAUAAAUGCAUUCUUUAAAUAGAAAAUAUGAUUAUGUAUGUAGGUAUAUUAUAUGGAUUAAAUUAUUUAUUUUGUUUAAAGAAAUUAAUUAUAUGUGGUAAUUUAUGCUAAAGACACGUACAUACAUUAUUUUUAGAAAAUAUUUAACUUCCAACAUAAAAAAUUGUUGUUCAUGAAACGGGUUUACUUAAUUUAGUUAAUAAUUAUCAUUCUAAUAACUAUUAGAAACAAAAAUAUUAUUUGAUAAACAAAAAAAUAUUGCACAAAUUGCAAGUAAAAAAUAAAACAAAGAUAUCAUCAACAAAAAAUGUCAGGCUUUAAGCAAUAGCACUUAAAUUAGUUAAAAAAGACGUUAACAAAAACAAAAACAAUCAUGUAAAAGCUUAUCAAAUGGCUUCUAACACAUUUCGCCUAACAAAAAAAUACCAUUUAGAGUUUAGUUAUAAUUUAUUUUGAAAUGUGAUUGAAUUACUUAAUUUUUAUUACAAAACUAUUUUUUUUGUAAAUAUACUAAUAUGAAUUGUUCAAAAUUAUUAAAAAUCAUCAUCAUCAUUAUAUUUAAAAUAUGUAGUUUGUUAACCCCCUUUAACAAUAAAAAUCUUAACUUUAAGUUACCAGUAACUAUAAACUUUAUUUUCAAAAUUCUCUGUGGUUUAAUUUAAUGAAUAAUAAUAUGACAUAAUUUCAGUGAAAAUUUAAUAUUAAGACCUAUAGUUACAGCUUACUUGUCGUUAAGUUUUUAUUGUUAAUGAGUUUAAUAUGAAAAAAGUUCCUUUGUUAUUAAUAAUAUAAUAUAUGCUUAAUUUUCUAUAUAUAUAUAUGAAUGUAUAUAUUUAAAGAUCACACCAAAUAACUUAAAUGAAAUUAAUUAUUUUUAUUUGAUUUGAAAUUAACUACAACUCUUACAGAAAAUGUUUGCAGUAUAUGCCUGGAAAUUGUACAGAAUCCUACAUUUUCUGUAAGCUAUAUCUAUAUGUAUAUAAAAUUUCUAUUUUGAGGAAUUUUUAUAUAAUUCUUAAUGGGUUUUUUAUUUUUUAAUUGUUUUAGUUUUCUUCACACACAUUCAUUCAUUUUAACUGCCACGAUAUUCUUUUCUUUUAGUUAAAUUUUAAAAA
This is a messenger RNA of Calliphora vicina (urban bluebottle blowfly), 3885 nucleotides long. It is a transcript of the gene cue, whose product is annotated as Protein cueball. NCBI's taxonomy places the organism in Eukaryota, Metazoa, Arthropoda, Insecta, Diptera, Calliphoridae. Gene Ontology annotation, biological process: canonical Wnt signaling pathway. The transcript is spliced from 4 exons. Gene Ontology annotation, molecular function: Wnt-protein binding; Wnt receptor activity. The coding region runs from base 365 to 2230 and encodes 621 amino acids. The record is from RefSeq and is a predicted model, not a curated record.